This is a messenger RNA of Chironomus riparius, 5609 nucleotides long. The record is from the annotation of a GenBank genome assembly. Lineage: Eukaryota; Metazoa; Arthropoda; Insecta; Diptera; Chironomidae.
GAAAUGUGUGACAAAAAGAAAAAGUUGAGCAAAUAAAAACCAAUUAAAAUUGACCCUGAAUAGUGAAAAAAGAUUAAGAAGAUGAAAUUGAAAUAGUUUUUUUGAAUAAAUAUCAUUUAUUGCUGCACUGCAUGUCGUCUGAGCUUAAUUAGCCAUAUCAAAUGUUCGAGAAUUGAAGAGACGAAUUUAAAGGCAUAAGAAAAUAUAAACUCAAAUGUGAGAGAUGGAGAAGAAGGAACGUAGAAUAUCUCAAACUAACUUAAAGAGAAAGAGAGCGACUCUACAGCCGAAAAGAAGCAUAAAUUCGAAAACUGUUGGAGAGCAGCAACAACAGCUGCUACCAUUGAGGAGGCUUCAUAUCAGUGAUGAUGAAUCGACGGAAGAGGAAUUUGCAAAACAAUUUACGCAACAACAAAAUGCAUCAAAAUUCCACUCAAAAAGUAGAACAAUGCCGAGACUCAAUAAUAAUGCCUUACAAAAUCCAAGAAACACGACACAAUUGUCAACUUUUCAGCACCAAAUACAAAUUAUACAGCCACAGUUGAUUGAUGCACAUUUGCCACAAAUAAAUCAACCGAAGAAAAUUCCUCCAAAACCACCAUUGAGGAAGCAAAUCCGACAUGAUCCGGAAGGAAUUCAACAAGUUCAGUCAGUUACGGCUGAAUUUCAUGAGAAGAAAACUUUUCAGUUGGCGGUUGUUCAACAAACCCAUAAAUUGGCACUACGUGAAGUUCCAAAGCCACCAAUAAAUUUUAAUCAUCAACUGAACCAACAGCAGCAGCAGCCGCACUUGUUGCAUCAAACUCAAUCAUCUUUGUCCUCAAUGACUUCAUCGACUACUUCUCAUUUUCCUAAUAUUUUAAGUUUUGGCACACAAAAUUUCCAUUUGCGACAUCAACAAAUGGCACCAAAUCCACAAUAUUUGCAGCCACAACAAGAACAACAUAAAAUGAGCAGCAACAUGCCAAGAAUGAAUGUUAUGAGAAAUCAGCAGCGACAAGUGCAAAGUCAUGCACAGUCAAAUGGCAUGAUUGUGGCAAAUUACAGCAGUUCUGUGUACGAACGAAGUGAUCCGGAGAAUCACAUUUAUGAGAUGAUUGAUGAAUCUGAGGCAAAUGGUCAGCAGAAGAAAAAGGCAAUAAAUACUGAUGAGGAAAUGACGAAGAAGCCCGAACACGAUGGAAAUGAUUUGUUCCAAAAUUUGUUACGUACGGAAAUGCUGAAUCAGCUGCAGUUAUGCAAAAGUAACAAUUUAAAGGGAAAUAAUGGAUUCUUGAGUCAUUUAACACACGAAAAGCGGAUGGACAUCAUUCAGGAAACAGCACUGGCACUGGCCUCGUCAGCUUAUGUUGAAAAAGCUGCUCAACGUAUGGUGUCAGCAGCGAAUGGCACCAAAAGUACUCGAUAUCAUGGAGCAGAACGAGGUGGAUUUUGUGGAUCCAUUCAACGUUCGCCACCUCCAAUGCCAGCAUCACUCGCACGUCGCAUGACGAACAAAGAAAGUUUGGGAUUCGGAAGGGUGAAAGUGAUGCUACGUGUAUCCGACAAUCCACCCACAGAUGGUGAGAAGAGUGUCAGUUAUUUAUCGAUCGAUAAAAAGAAGCGACAAGUUACAUUGAGUGAGCCGACAAAUGCUCAAAAUGUGACGGGACAGAAUCAAUCGUCGAGUAGUAUUGCCGCUCAGGAUCGUGGACCGAUGGUGUCGGCACCGAAAAUGUUUGCUUUUGAUGCUUUACAUACGAAUGAUGAUACUCAGCUUGAUGUGUGCGCUUCAGCCUUGUCAGAAGUUAUUCCUGCAGUUUUAGAUGGUAGUGAUGGGUGUUUACUUUCGAUUGGAUAUCCAGGCGCAGGUCAAAAUCGUACGAUGUUGGGAUCUGUGGCAACCACAAGUGAUUUAGGUGCUAUUCCAUGUGCUAUUUCAUGGCUUUAUAAAGGUAUCAACGAGAAACGUCAAAAGUCAGGUGCACGAUUUUCCGUACGUGUCAGUGCUUUAGGCAUUAAUGCUACUAAACCCGGUACGAGUGCGAAGGAUUUGCUGGCCAGUUUAGCGACAGAAUCUGAUGAGUCCCCGGGGAUUUAUUUAAGGGAUGACUACUUGGGCGGUCCGACCGAAUUACGUGCACCAACUGCUGAACGAGCGGCAUUGUUUUUGGACGCUGCAUUGGCUGGACGAACAAGUAGUAUUUAUGAGCCAGCAUUAAUAUUCACCCUACACGUUUAUCAAUAUUCACUGGGUGCGGGAAAAGGUGGUGUUGCUGGUGGAAGGAGUCGACUACAUCUCAUUGAUCUGGGUGGAUGUGCAAAUCGAUGCGGUGGACUGCCAUUAUCAGCAGUUGGGAAUGUUGUCUUGUCGAUAUUGAGUGGACAGAGACAUCCACCUAAUCGAGAACAUCCUUUAACGCCUUUACUGAAAGACUGUUUAGCACCAUUAACAUGUCACGUAGCAAUUAUUGCACAUGUAGGACACACACAGACUCAUGCUGACGCAUUAACAACCAUCCAAUUAGCAUCUCGAAUUCAUCGCCUACGUAGAAGAAAGCAUAGAUUUCCUAUAUCGGGUGAUAAGAGUGGAAGCGGAAAUACACAAUCGGGAAGCUCAAGUGGUCCGGAUCCAUCAAGUUCCGAUUUUUCGGCUGAUACAGUAAUUUAUUGUGGUCCAUCAUUAGAUGAUGCAACCGAUAAUGAACAUCCGCCCGUCUUCCUUCCUAAUCUUAACUCAGGAGAUAAUCGAUGUGCCAUGAAUAAAGUUCUGAGAGGAUCAGCUGUUGAGAAAAAUGCGAUAACGAAGUCACCUGUAAAGAAGCCAAAUAUUCAGAAACCAACUCAACAAAUUUCAUUAUCAUCUCACCAAAAAAGCGAUAGUCUUAAAAGAAAUCAAGCAAAACAUCUCAAUGAGGCUGCUGCUGUUCAAUCACCAACAGAUCAUACAAUUUAUGCUCAAGUCGUGCCCUCAGGAUCACCAAUAAUCGUAGCUGGUGCUCUAAAACACACAAGUGUAAGUAAAUCAUCGAAUUUUCCAACACCAAAAAGUUCACCAAUGAAACGGAACCCAACAACGACUGGACAAGAAGCAACAACAAGUCGACUAGCUGAAGAGAGAUGGAUUGACGGUCCAAAAGUGUCAAAAUACAGGGUAGCUGAGGCACGACAUCUAAUGAGGGAAAUUAAUCAUUUAAAAAAUUUUGAAACUUGGAUUGAUGGACCGAAUUUAAAAGCAAGUCCACAACUUGUAAAUGCGAUAGCCCAAAGUGGUGCAGCUGGGUACGGAUUUAUGGAUAGUCAUAAAAAGAAAAUGAUUAGACAAUGGGUUGAGAAUCAGACAUGCCAAAUUUUACAUCAAAUCGAUACAGUCACUACGAAUCCUGUACAAUAUCACACAUACUAUAAAGCACAAUCACAGAAUCAACAGCAACAAGUAAAGUCUGACAUUAGCGUUCCACGGAAUGACGAUGAUCAUAGUUCAAUAGGUUCCAAAAAUGAUGAAUUUGUUAAUCCGUUAAGUUUAGGUCUCAAUUUACCAGCAACAGUCAAUCCAAAUUUCUCUGAAAGUUCCAUAAAGACUGGCUUGAAGCAACAACUCACAAAUGAGUAUGAUCAAGAUAUUCAUUCGGAGAAAUCAGCAUCAAAUAUUAGUGAAAAUAGACAAUUAUUUACGAGUAGUGCAGCAGUUGGAUGCUCAGCAGAUAUGGAGGAAGAGGACCAAGAUAGUGGACCAUCGGAAGUGCCACCUGCGUUGCCAUUGAUUGAGCCACUUGGAUCAAGAGAGGUAUCACGGCAUGUGUCGAGAGAAAGUUUGUGUCAAAAUGUUUUGAUGAUGGAUUGUGCACUGCAGGUGACGGAAGAUGAUAUUGCGAGGGCAAUGGGAGGUGAGCACCCUUUAUCUGCACUUAGUAAUGGUGACAUCUCGGUCGUUUCGAGUUUUAAUGUUGGCGAUACAUUCAGUGAAUGCAUCAUUGGUGAUUCUACAAGAAACCAAAUGGACCAGCUAGCACGUCUGCGUGAACUAUUCAACUCUCAAUUAGCCAUGGCUGAAGUAAUUCCUGCAUUUCGUAUUGAUUCAGGAAGUGUAUAUAGUGAGCCAGCAUAUCGUUUUAAUUGCGGUCCAGGUAGUGUUUGUAGUGAGCCAGUUUAUAGAGCCCCAAGUCCCCGAUGUCGUGACUGUAGACAAUCAAUAAGUAGAACUCCAAGUCAAACAUCCCUUCCGAGCUUAAAUGGAAUUGUAGCUAUUGCUGGUAUGGAGCCAUAUGCUUCACUACGUCAUCCUGAUGGUGCUUCAGAUCCGAAUAUUAAAAAGUCAUUAGAGAACUGCGAUGUGGAUGAGAAAGCUGAAAUUCAUAUCAAAGAGAAUCCAUUGGCGGAUUUAUGCGAGACUGAUUUGAUUGAUAAGAAAAAUGCUCCAAUAUUAAGUAUCAAUAAUAAUAAUAAUAUCAUUCAUACCAAACAUCCACUUCCACAUCUACCAUUACUGCCACUCUCAACACCCGAAUACGACAGCGGACAUGAUUCAACGCCUCGAGCAUCAAAGCAUUCAGGUAUAUCACGUCGUGCUGAGAGCGGAUAUCAUUCUGUCGCAACCGUACGAGAUAGUGAUGAAUCGAGUUUCAGUUCAUCGGCAUCACGUCCAAAUAACAAUAGUAAUAGUAAGAAUAAUGAAAGCACAAAGAAUGAAAAGUCAUCAUCGUCCGGAAAGAAGAAGAAUCGACAAGACAAAUCAUUGUGUCAAUGGUUGAGAAAUCCAUUCACAUGUACGUAUCCUGACACGGAGGGUGAUGUGAGUGAUUUCUAAAAUGUAGGAAAUAAUAAUAAUGAGAAAAAAAUGGUUUUUCGUUUUGUCAAGUUUUUUUUGAUUGUUUGUUAUAUGAAAUGAAUAAUUUUGAUGGAAAGGAAAUGAGCUUUUUUUGGGUUUGGGAAUUUUAAAGGAUGAGAGGAUGAGUGUGGGAAAAAUUAGCAGAACUUAACAAAGAAAAUUAAGUUCACAAUUAUUUCAGGUCGAAAAUAUUCUAAAUUGAGAUUAUUAAAGUUGAAGCAAAUCGUUUAAAAGGUCGUUCCAAUAUGACGUUCAUCAAAAAACGUAAUUUUUAAACUCCCGUUCCCCCUGUAACACUAAACUGUUACAGAUUUGAACCCCCCCGCCCCCCCCCCUCCUUUGUGACUUUUGUCCAAUCAAAAGGUUAAAAAAAUUUCUAAGUUCUUCGUUGAAAAAUUGGGUGUCACGAAUUUCCUGACCCCUGUACCUCCCCUGUCACAGUGUGUUACAAAUUUUUAACCCCCCCCCCCCCCCACCCCAAAAUGUUGGACAUCAUAAGGGGCCGUUCACUUAUGACGUCCAGGGGGGGAUCAGCAAGAAAAGAACAAUAAAAAUUUCAGGAAAUCUAGUAUUUUUUUUUGAAAUAUGACCGUUAAUUUCGGACGUCAUAAGUGAACGACCCCUAAGUGAACGUUCUUAAAAGUUCAAAUCCUAAUAAUGUUAUGGAAAAUUUUAAUAUGAUUUUUUUUUAACAUUGAAGAAGCAAUGUUUACAUCAUCCAUGGACGUAGCCAAAUAAACUUUUAAAUGUGAGAGGGGGGGUGGAAGAAUUCGAUUAUUUCGUCAAAAACCUCUAGAAAAUU